This is a messenger RNA of Hibiscus syriacus, 1019 nucleotides long. Its product is annotated as 40S ribosomal protein S2-2-like. Gene Ontology annotation, molecular function: structural constituent of ribosome; RNA binding. Gene Ontology annotation, biological process: translation. Gene Ontology annotation, cellular component: ribosome; cytosolic small ribosomal subunit. The coding region runs from base 44 to 853 and encodes 269 amino acids. The record is from RefSeq and is a predicted model, not a curated record. Lineage: Eukaryota; Viridiplantae; Streptophyta; Magnoliopsida; Malvales; Malvaceae. The transcript is spliced from 2 exons.
UUCAUCCACUUGUCUCUAUACCUCGAUAACCCUAAUUAAAAAAAUGGCAGAAAGAGGCGGAAGUGAACGCGGCGCUUUCAGGCGUGGAUUUGGUGGUGGCAGAGGCGACCGUGGUCCAAGAGGCAGGCGUCGGGGCCGCAAGGACGAAGAGGAAAAAUGGGUGCCGGUGACGAAACUCGGCCGCUUGGUCAAAGCCUGCAAAAUCACAUCCCUGGAACAAAUCUACCUCCAUUCUCUCCCCAUCAAAGAAUAUCAAAUCAUCGAUCAACUCGUCGGCCCUUCGCUCAAAGACGAGGUCAUGAAGAUCACUCCAGUCCAGAAACAAACUCGCGCCGGUCAGCGCACGCGCUUCAAGGCCUUCGUUGUUGUCGGCGACGGUAAUGGACACGUUGGACUCGGCGUCAAGUGCAGCAAAGAAGUUGCGACGGCUAUAAGAGGGGCAAUAAUAUUGGCUAAGUUGUCGGUGAUACCAGUAAGAAGAGGUUACUGGGGAAAUAAGAUCGGGAAACCCCAUACAGUGCCGUGCAAGGUCACUGGGAAAUGUGGAUCCGUCACCGUGAGGAUGGUACCGGCUCCCAGAGGUGCUGGAAUUGUGGCGGCUAGGGUUCCCAAAAAGGUGCUUCAGUUUGCUGGUAUUGAAGAUGUCUUCACUUCUUCAAGGGGUUCAACCAAAACUCUUGGAAACUUUGUUAAGGCCACCUUUGAGUGUCUUCUGAAAACAUACGGUUUCUUGACUCCGGAUUUCUGGAAAGAGACUCGCUUCACGAGGUCUCCGUUCCAGGAGUAUACCGAUCUGCUGGGAAAGCCGUCAAAGACUCUUGUACUUGAAGAUGUUGAGAGGGUCGAUAUCUAAUAGAGAUAUCGACAAUGUUGUUGAAGUUCCUUUUUAGGUUGCUACCUUCACUUGUGUUUUUGGUAUUGUAUUAAAUAAUGGUUCAGUUUUGUUGUUUUUGUGUCUGGAUUCUUUAUAAGAUUUGUAGUUUAUAUAACGAGUUGAAGACUUUAUUUAUUUGCUGCUU